AUGAAAUUAAAUUUUUUAUUAUUUAUUAAUUUUUUUAAUAUUCUUCUUUUAAUUCAUGCAAAUCAAUCAUUUUAUUUUGGUAUUAUUAAUCAUCCUACACAAUGGUAUUUUCAUUGUCCACAAAAUCAUACAAAAAUAUUAGAUCCACCAUUAAAUGAACAACCAUUAAUAUCAUAUGAAUGUCCACAUCGAUCAUCAACAAUGGAAAUUUUACCAUUAGAAAUUGAUUUUACAUUUUUAUGUCGUUUACAAUCACGUUUAAUAUGGAUUAUAAUUGAUCUAUAUCAAUAUAAUACAUUUUUAUGGUUAAUUAAUAGAAAUAAUAUUGAUAUAAAAAUAGAAUUGAAUAAUCAAAUUGAAAUAAAAAAUUCAACAAUAGAAUCAAAAAAUUAUACAAAUCGUUUAAUUUUAAUUGAUGCAUUUUAUAUUCCAUUUGAAUCAAUUGAUUUAUUAUUAAAUAAACAAGUUGAAAUAAAUAUUCAAAUAAAAAAUUUAAAUCAAUUAAAUCAAUGUCAAUUUUUUAUUAAGGAUACAUAUUUAUGGAAAACAUUUAUGAAUAAUCAUUGUAAUUCAAUUCAAUCGAAAACACUUUUUAUUCAAUAUGCUAAAUGUGAUUUUCAUUUAAAUAAAACAUUACCUACUGAUACAAAUCUUCAUGAAAAGCAUACUUUUCAAACAGUUACAAUUAGUAAUAUACCUGAUUUUAAUACUAAUUUAUCUGUUAAUAAAGAAAAAUUAACAACAACAACAAUAAAAACAGCUCAACUUGACAAUAUUGAACAAAAUAAAAGUUUGAUUUCAACAACAAAUUCAAUGCCUUAUAAUAAUCAUUAUUUAUUAAUUGAAGAAAAUUAUCGUCAAAUUUUAACAUUAUUAACUCAUUCAACAAUAAAUUCAAAAUUAUUAAAAUUAAUAUGUAUUUUUUUAAUAAUUAUUCUUAUUCUAUUAAUUAUAUUGUUUCUCUAUAUGUAUUAUUAUCAUUACUAUCUUCGACUAGAAUUAUCAACAUUAUCAAUUAGAAAAUCUUCAUCAUUAUUAUAA
This is a messenger RNA of Rotaria sp. Silwood1, 1041 nucleotides long. NCBI's taxonomy places the organism in Eukaryota, Metazoa, Rotifera, Eurotatoria, Philodinida, Philodinidae. The record is from the annotation of a GenBank genome assembly.